Lachnellula hyalina is the source of this 2337-nucleotide messenger RNA. RefSeq lists its product as uncharacterized. Gene Ontology annotation, biological process: positive regulation of GTPase activity. Gene Ontology annotation, molecular function: guanyl-nucleotide exchange factor activity. Lineage: Eukaryota; Fungi; Ascomycota; Leotiomycetes; Helotiales; Lachnaceae. Bases 1 to 2337 code for a protein of 778 amino acids. Gene Ontology annotation, cellular component: cytosol. The record is from RefSeq and is a predicted model, not a curated record. The transcript is spliced from 6 exons.
AUGGCGGACGGGAUGCAAGAUUAUUUCAUGGGCGGCUCAGAGGCUGCAAAUAGUGGGGCGCGGGAUCCUCUUGAUUUCUUGACCUCAAAUAUCCCUUCGAGAACGACGCCAAUAAAUCCCAUGUCCAUCUCGAGGCCGUCCAAUUUGAAUCUGAAUCUAUCCGAAGAUGCUAUGCUCGCUAUGUUGAAGCAGAUUCAGGAUAUUUUUGACUCGGAGCCGGAGGAUGAGAAUGAGGAUCAGGUGAUGGCGGAGGAUGAGGAAGAUGUUGAGGAAGAGGUAGAUCUUGAAGAUCAGCAGAGGAGGAUGGAGAAGUUGAAGAUGGGUCUUUCGCCGCUGGCUCAGUUGUGGUGGUCUGGUUCCGAGAAGAUUGAUUUGGCUGCGGAGAAGUUGGCGGAUAGGAGUCGAGAAACAAAAUGGAGAAUACCAUUGGGAGAUUCCGGCAUCUUAAAUUUCUUUCUUGAAAUAUUAAGGGCACAUACCCUCAGACAUGCCUUGAAAAUCCAUAUUCUACGCCUCAUUGGAAACUCCUGUGCGGACAAAGUAGAUGAGAAUCGUGGCCGCGUUGUUGCAUCAAACUAUUUACCUUCAAUAAUUCUUCAAUUAAAAGAUACCUCUUUGCUGCCUUUUGCGAUACCAGUUUUGUACAACAUUUGCAUGGACUUUGACCCUGCUCAACUCCAGGCUUCGAAUUCAUUUCUCUCCAAAGAACUCAUCGAGCUCAUCUCAGGUCCCGCCUUGAACGAAUGCAGAGCAUUUCUCGUAUACAUCUGCAGAAUACUUAAUCUUAUAGUCACGCAACCUGCUGAACCAGCAAACGCUCCUGAACACUUGGUGAUGGUCCUCUUUCAGAUUGCAGUUGAUAGAGAAUCACCAUGUGAUAUGGAUGACUACGUGGCUCUUGUCAAAACAGCGGUGGCAUAUAUGAAGCACGAGAAAUUCCAAAAGGCUUUGGUAGCGCAAGGAGGCAUAGAUACAAGUCUAUCGGUCCUAGUCGAUUCGUAUACCCGAUUCGAUUCUGCUCCCUCAAUCGGUACCUCGUCACCGGAUCAAGACGAAGCAAGAGCCCUAUCAGAAAUGCGCAGCAGUCUCAAUCAAGUAUUUGCAGACGUCUCGGUCUUACCAGAAUUCGUAGAAGCAUACCCGGUUAUCUCGCCGGUCACCAGUUCGCUACGCCGCUGGCUCUCAAGCCCGCAACUCCAACUCCAAGUCUGCGCAUGCAUUAUGCUUGGAAAUCUAGCCCGCUCCAAAGAAGCAUGCAUAGAAUUCGUGCACACCUCGCAAGUGCACCGCCCCCUCACCUCCAUCAUCACCGAAACCAAUGACUCACAACUCCUACACUCCGCCAUCGGCUUCCUCAAAAACCUCGCCCAGCCCGCCGAAAACAAAGAGCUCAUCGGCACCGACGAAAUCUGGGCCGGCUUCCCCCGCCUCUGGCUAAUGGACACCCUGCAACCCGUACAACACUCCUCCAUCUCCCUCGCGCGCCUCCUCAUCGACCGGACCUUUGAAAACGUACGGCGCGUAUGUCGACGCCUCUCCAAAGACGAAGACUCGCCCGCGUACCAGCGCUCCAACCUCUCGCUCCUCAUCGCGCUCUUCGACCGCACGGACAUCGAGCCGGUCAAGAUGGAGAUCUCGCGGCUCAUCACAGCAGUCUGCCGCACCUUCAAUACGCACUCCUUCACGAACCCCGACAUCAUGACGCGCGUGCGCCGCAAUUUCUUCACCAUGCACCCGGACGUUGGUCGGCCUCUCGCCUUCAUGGUGUCGCAGACCAAGUGGCCCGUCGUGCGCUCGGAAGGCUGGUUCGUAUUCGCGCUCAUGGCGCAUUUCCCCGACGGCGCGCAGUGUAUCAGCGAUAUGAUGCAGGACGUCUCCGUCUUUCAACCCCUCGUCGAACUCCUCACGGGUAAGAACAUCGUCGAUUAUAAAUCUCCCUCCCCUUCUGCACCUACCUCCGCAUCCACACCUCUAGCUCCACUUCUCCCUCCGCCUCCGCAUCAGCCUCAGCAUCUUCCCCCCACCACUUUCCCCCUCGACUCCCCCACCCCCCCAAAACCGCAACCACACGCCCAAGCCGCAGAAAUGGCGCGUCUCGACCGCGAAAACGCACUCGUAAUGGUAAACGAGCUCCUGAAAAACAUGGGCGGCCAGAUGGCGGUGAUGCGCAAGACGCUCUUCGAGGACUUGCUUAAGGGCGGCGGACAGUUGGUUAUGAGUUAUAGGGAGGCGCAGCCGAUGUGGGGGGAUAAGACUAAGCCGAAGAAUGAACGGGUGCGGGCGGGGUUGAAUUUGCAGGAGGCGACGGUGGAGAGUUUGAAGGAACUCAUGGGUUGA